UUACACUCAGUUUGUGUUCAUCAGUUGUUUGAAUAGGACGCUACAAUUCUUCCAACUAGUUUUUGAAGCGAAACAUAAGAAGUAGAGAAUAAGAAUCGAUUUUGUUUUCGUUUUCGUUUUUUUUUUUGGUUUCUGUUGUUGUGUAUUGACCAUCUUAUGCUCCAUCCAACGAAAAUAGAUGUUGGCGAUGGUAUUAGAACUGUGUUAUGUUGAACUUUCGUUGUGAGAAGAAACUCUAGCGAACCAACAUGUUCAUAUAUUCAAGUAAAAAAUCGUAGUUACAGUGUUUUGAAGUGAAAACAAGUUUUAAAUUCAGAAGAAAACAACAAAAUCUAACCCGUUUUCUGUUGUGUGUACGUACAUAUGUUGUGUGGUCAUUACUGUGCAUAAAGUUUACUAUAUUGAAACACGAGCUAAUUAUAAGAGCGAACAGAAAAAACCAUGCAAUUCAACACUGUUAUGAUGAAUCGGAUAUCCUUUCUGUACGUCAUUUUGGCUGUAUGCCAAUUGCCAAUUUCAGUGUGCGGCGAGUGCACUUCGAAAGACGAUCGAUCCAGUGUUUUAUGUCUAAUGAAGUCCAUCGAACGAUCGAGUGUUGUCGAUCUGGAACCAGUUGUCGGUGGUACGCGAAUGGUAAUUAACUGUGACGAAUCGCUGUUGCUGGAGAGUUCCAUUCCGGACGGCUUUUUCAAACGACUGAUCGGAUUGGAAGAACUGUACAUUGAGUCGUGCAAAUUGUUACAAUUGAAAAACGGAUCAUUUGACGGUUUGAAUCGAUUGCGAACGCUUAGCGUGAAUACCAGAAACUCGGAAUGGGGUCUCGGACAUAAAUUGGAACUGGACGAGGGUAUCUUCGACGGAUUCGAUGAGCUACAAUCGCUUACACUGUCGAACAAUAACAUGAGACAAUUGCAUCAGACGGUGCUGUGUCCGUUGCGCCGAUUGACGAAUCUGAAUCUUUCGAAUAACCGCAUUCGUUCGACAGCAGAUCUUGGUUUCGUGGAAUGCGAACACAUGAGCGAAUUGAAAGCACUUGACUUGAGCGCAAAUGAUUUGUACACGUUGGAGAGCAAUUGGACGAUGGCGGACAUGCGCAGUGUAGAGUCGCUGUUUCUGCAAGAAAACAAUUUGACCAACAUAUCAUCGACAUCACUGGACAACUUAAUAUCAAUGCGAGUGCUGAAUUUAAGCUCAAACUACUUGGAAAUACUGCCAUCCGGUUUGUUCAACAAGACCAACAAUCUGCAGGAGAUCUAUUUGCAAAACAACAAAAUCUACCAAUUGCCGUUGGAUUUGUUCAACGACUUAUCGGAACUGCUCGUACUGGACCUGAGUGGCAAUCAACUAUCCAGCCAUUACAUCGACAAAACAAUAUUUGGCCAACUGCAUCGUUUGAUCAUACUGAAUUUAGCCGACAAUGCGUUGACUCGCAUCGAUGCCGUCUUCAGCGAAUUGAAUUUUCUGCAAAUAUUGGAUCUGAAAAAUAAUUCAAUCGGAUUCGUCGAUCAACGUGCAUUCAUCCCGUUGACCAAUUUACAUACGCUAAACCUGUCCGGCAACCGUUUGCACAUCGUCAACAAUGGACUGUUCAACGGACUCUUUGUGCUGUCACGACUGGUGCUCAGCAACAAUUUGAUUACGGUGGUGGAGUCGAGUGCGUUCAAGAAUUGCUCGUCGCUGAAGGAGUUGGAUCUGAGCUCGAAUCAACUGAUGGAUAUCCCGGAAGGUAUUAGAGAUUUACGAAUGUUAAAGAGUUUAGAUUUAGGCGAAAAUCGCAUUAGUGUCAUAACGAACGAUUCGUUUAAGGGAUUGAGUCAAUUGACCGGUUUGAGGAUGAUGGACAAUUUGCUUAGUAACAUCACGUGUGGUGUGUUGUACGAUCUGCCCAAAUUGAAUGUGCUGAAUUUGGCUCGGAACAAAAUUCAGGCCAUUCAACGCGGUGCAUUCGAUCGAAAUGCCGAAAUCGAAGCAAUCCGACUCGAUAAGAAUCUACUGACGGACAUCAAUGGGAUAUUUGCUACGUUAAACUCAUUGUUGUGGCUUAAUCUAUCGGAAAAUCAAUUGGUCUGGUUUGAUUUUGCAUUCAUUCCAAUGAAUUUAAAGUGGUUGGAUGUGCAUGGCAACUACAUAGAGGCGUUAGGAAAUUAUUAUAAAUUAAUGAGCGAAAUAACAAUAACAACCCUUGAUGCAAGCCAUAAUCGAAUUACAGAGAUCGGUCCCACAUCUGUUCCCAACAGCAUCGAAUUGUUUUUCGUAAACAACAAUCUUAUUCGAACGGUUUAUCCGAACACAUUCAUCGAUAAAAUCAAUUUGACUCGCGUCGAUUUGUAUUCAAAUGCCAUAAACAAGUUGCAUGUGCACGCCGUUCGCACCGCACCAAUGUUACUGAAGAAAUCGGUGCCCGAAUUUUAUUUGGGUGGCAAUCCCUUCGAAUGCGACUGCUCAAUGGGAUGGUUGCAUCAUCGCAACGAUAUUGUGCAUGUACAGCAUCCACAGCAUCCGAAAAUUAUGGAUUAUGAUGCCAUUGAAUGUUUAGUAUCGCAUAAACGCGAUAAUCCGGUUCGUUUAUUGUCCAGUCUGGGACAUCAGGACUUUUUAUGUCGCUACGAAACACAGUGUCAUCCCACAUGCCAUUGUUGUGAACAGAAAUCGUGUCACUGCAACAUUAAAUGUCCGGACAAUUGCUCGUGUUUCCGUGAUCAACAGGGAAUGAUUAAUAACAUUAAUUGCGGCAAACAGAAUGCCCUCUAUGUGCCCGAACAACUACCCGCAGAUGCGACCGCUGUGUAUGUGGACGGGAACAAUUUCCUUGAAUUGAAAAAUUACGUGUUCGGCACGAUGAAGAAGUUAAAGUCACUCUAUCUCAAUAACAGCAACAUUGUAACCCUUCAGCAUCACACGUUCGCUGGCUUAAGCGCACUUCAAAAACUUCAUCUCGAUGAUAACAAAUUGACGGCACUGUAUGGUUAUGAAUUCGACCAACUGCACGGAUUACGUGAACUCUAUUUGCAAGACAACUUGUUGACAUACAUUGAAAAUUCCACUUUCGCUCCACUAAUCUAUUUACAAGUCCUUCGAUUGGAUGGUAAUAAAAUCUCGACAUUAUCCGCAUGGCAGAUGCAAUCAACACACUUGACAAAUUUAAAAUCCCUGACACUGGGACAGAAUGUAUGGAGCUGUGGCUGCGAAUUUUUGCAAGAGUUUAUCACAUUCGUUUAUGACAGCGAUGUGGUGGUGAGGGACGCAAGAGAAUUAUAUUGUGUUGACGGAGACGUUCGACGCGUUAUAAAUUCCAAUUUAACAAUGUUGUGCAAGGGUUUCGAUAGUGUCAUAUUACCGGAAGGCAUCCCACACGGCUAUGUUCCUCUGCUGGCAUUUUCGCUGACAAUUAUUUUCGUACUAGCUGUACUCGUUGCGGUUUUCACCGUCAAGGAACAAAUGUGUUGCUCGUAUGUUAGCAGUAACGAAAAGCAUGUGCCCAAAACAUUGUACGAUGCAUUGAUAAUGACUUCACAAGAAGACUCCGACUAUGUUUAUCGCAAUUUGGUGUCGGAAAUAAAACACCAAAAACCCUCAUUCCGUAUCGGCAUGCAGCACAAGAAUGUUGUCACACCGAAUGUACCCGGCGUUGCUCACCGAUCUGGUAGAAUAAUCAUAUUUCUGUCGAAUAGUUUUUUGCAACAUGAAUGGAAGAGGCCGGAGGUACGUUCAGCCAUUUCGAAUUCAUGGAUGCCCGGCAAGGUUAUCAUUAUUCAAACGCCGAAUGUUAUCUUCGCCACCAAUCACGACAGAGAACUUAUCAAUAACAUCGGUAAAGGCAUCAUUAUGCUCAAAACGUGGGAAAUCGAUUUCGCAUUCAAAUUAAUGUACGCUCUUGACAAUCCGCCCAACAACAUGCUCAUUCGCGAAAGCAACGAUAAAAUAUGGAAAUCUCAUAAUUCGAAAUUAGUGAACCCGUAUGCGUGCAUCGUUGACGGUUUCGAUGAUCCGCACAAAAACGAUUCAUAUUAUUCGGCGGCCACCGCCGAAUCGGUAUUCUCGCACAGUCCCCCUCCAUCCAUGUCACAAUCGUCGGCAAUUAUGAAACACAAUCAUGUGUACGCUGGUAUCGAUUCCGACUAUGGUAGUGUGACGAAUGAAGAUUCCAUUGUGAGCGUACAUCGACCGAUUGCACAGGAAUCAGAUAAUGGACAUAGUGGUGGCGAAACUGAUGUUAGAACUGGGGGAUUUCUGGUUUGAAUGGGAGGAUAUUAAAUUAGUUUUUACUGAAUGAAACUGUGAUAAAGCAAUAAUAUAUGAUAAAUUGACCAAGUUGACCAUUCAUGACUGUAUAGAACGAUCUUCUUGCAACGAUAGCAAUGACAAACUGUCUCUAUAAAAAAAAGUUCUUCUUACCACAGACUUCAAUGCAUUUCGUCUGAAUGUUAUCUAAAUUUAAAAUCAUCAGAAACAAAAUUCUGAAAUCUAUUCAUGCACCACUCACUCUAUACUCAAACAAUUUUCCCACAAAAAUCCGUGUCUAAUGAAAAAAAUGUGCCCGCAAAUUCAUCUUGCAUUGAAUAAAAGGUCCUAACAUCAUAACGACAAAUAUUCACUAAGGAAUACCAUGCACACCACACACAUCUAU
Bradysia coprophila is the source of this 4627-nucleotide messenger RNA. Its product is annotated as toll-like receptor 7 pseudogene. The record is from RefSeq and is a predicted model, not a curated record. NCBI's taxonomy places the organism in Eukaryota, Metazoa, Arthropoda, Insecta, Diptera, Sciaridae.